Amoebophrya sp. A120 is the source of this 1850-nucleotide messenger RNA. The record is from the annotation of a GenBank genome assembly. NCBI's taxonomy places the organism in Eukaryota, Dinophyceae, Syndiniales, Amoebophryaceae.
AUGUUUCCUGGAAAAUGUAUAGCCCACGUGUUUCAUCUCCUUCUGUUUCUUACAGUAACGAAGAUGCCAGAAUUGGUACAGAGCGCGUUCUGUUGUGUCAAUAACCCUGCCGGGGUGUCCAGCCCCAAGGAGACUUUCCUGAGCAGAAAACCCUCUAUCUUCCACGAUGACGACGCCGCGAUCCAGUCGAUUAUCUAUGACAAGCCGCCUGGGGCGACCUUCACCCCGGCAUCAGAUAUUUUUAAGAUCCAUUGGAGCGGCGUCACGGUUGGGGAGGCCAAACAGCGGAUCCGGAACCAGCCCGGCCACGUUCUGGUGAAAGCCACGCACAUCAGCAUUCUACCGCUUGCGCGUGCGCACCUAGACUUCAGUCGCACGGGCGGCAUCGAUACCGGCGCCAAGGAUCUGGGCCUUCCAGCCACCGCAAUCGGCGACGAAGCAGCAGGGGAGUGCGUCACGAGAGUAAUUGCCUCGAACGCCGAGGGUUACGAAGUGGAGGACUUGCUUUACAUUCCCGGCGCUGUUUUCGAUUACAGAGUCGUGCGCGCCGACGGACAGUAUUAUUUGUUGUCCCGUCGUCACCCGUUGUUCAUGUUGAUGGUAUCGUUCCUGGUUCUUCAUCUUGAUCGUCCAGUAUUAAGCUACCAAACUCACCUACAACUUGUUCACCUCGUACCGUCCGAACGUACGAGUUUGCGUCUAAAUACCACACAUCUUAUGCUGUCCCAGUUCCAGAAAGAAAUGUCAGGAACAAAUGUCCUGUUUCUGACAUUAAUUUAGUAGGCUCGUGCUCGUCUCAAGCUGCACCAGCGACACAAAUAUAAAAAAUUGCAGGAAUCUUCAAAGCAAACGGCCGCCGACGAAGCUUCCUCCCGGUGUCGACCCCACGGUUUAUCUCGCCGCAUUCACGGUACCCGGCGGUGUGACUGCCUACCUCGCGUCAGAGCACAGCAACGUUGCGAAGGUCCUCGCGGCCGAACAGCAAGCCAGGGCCGCUUCGGCUGAGACCCGCGGUGUUCCUGCUCCAACAGACAGCGACUCCCCGCCCGUCGUACUCGUUUCGAGCGCCGCUGGGGCGGUGGGCCUAUCGAUAGGGCAGUUGUACAAAAUGAAGGGCUAUUUUGUCAUCGGAUCAACUUCGACGAGAGCGAAAGCCGAGCGGUUGACCACCGAAUUCGGGUUCGAUGCCGCAGUGGCCUACCAAGAGCGCGACGUCGGAAGCGAGGGGAGCUUUGAGGAAGGACUGCGCGCCGCGGCUUCCGAGGCAAAUGGGAAUCACAACGGGCUUAUCGACUUUUUCGUUGACAACGUCGGCGGAGAGCAGCUGGACACAGCGCUGCGCCUUAUGAAGCCACAGGGAAAAGUUCUGACAAUCGGCGCCAUCAGCGAGAUGGAACGCUACAGCACCGGCAACGUGCGGGGCUGCAAAGAGUACCUGCGAAUCCCGGCGAGAGAGCUCCUGUGGGGUGGCUUCAUGGUACGUACUUGAUCAUAUCUGUUGCUUUUGCCCAUGAUAAUUCUGAUUGGCUGACACCCGCAGCCACAGCCAGGUGAAGAGUAAGACGACCUACUUGCUUUCAUCCCGAAGGUUGCAUUUUUUCUACCAUUUUUGCCCUACAUGUUGUUCUCUGUGUUUCCCGUUGUUAACAGUUCGCAAUACAACAAAAUAGGUGAGCGCGCACUUGCAACUCGUUCCCGAAGCCAUCUCGAAAUUGACCCAGUAUGUCGCGGAGGGGAAACUCAAAACCGCUGCAACUGUAAAACGCGGCACCCUUGAGACAUGGUUUUCCGCGGACGACGAAAUGCACAAGUCCCAGGGUUUUGGCCGGACAAUUCUGGAGUUGAUGUGA